Cryptomeria japonica (Japanese cedar) is the source of this 942-nucleotide messenger RNA. RefSeq names its product auxin-responsive protein SAUR24. The record is from RefSeq and is a predicted model, not a curated record. NCBI's taxonomy places the organism in Eukaryota, Viridiplantae, Streptophyta, Pinopsida, Cupressales, Cupressaceae. The transcript has a single exon. Gene Ontology annotation, biological process: response to auxin. The coding region runs from base 110 to 556 and encodes 148 amino acids.
UAUCACAUUACCUACCAAGUCAUUCUUUCUUUUCAGAGCUUCUCAAUCUUAAUUGGUUUGCAGUCUUAUCCUGUAAAUUAAUUCCAUUUUCUGUUUUUGGGAUUUGCCAAUGGCAAGGAGAAAGGGAAAUCCCCAAGUCAUACAGGUGAAGCCCAUAAUGAGAGCCGUCUCUAGGUUUGUCAAUGCCCACAAGACAGUUGGGUAUGGUCUUUCUAGAAGGAGGAGAAGGUAUUUCACCUCUGAAGAUAUGUUCAUGGGCAGAUCCUGUGGUGCACUUCCAUCAGAUGUUCCAAAGGGCCACUGUGCAGUGUACGUUGGCAGUGAGCGCUCUAGGUUUAUCAUCCCUGCUGUUUAUUUGAAUCAUUCUCUGUUCCGGGCAUUGCUGGAUAAGGCCGAGGAAGAGUAUGGAUUUGAUCACCAGAUGGGACUCAUCAUUCCCUGUGAGGAGGCUGUUUUCCAGUAUCUGACAUCCAUGUUGAGCAAAAAGGAUCUGGGACUCAACAAUAUCAAACUGGACGAACUCCUUGACAUACCCAGUGUUCCUCAAGUUUUAUAGUGCACCAAUCUGCAGGGAGGCUGGAGCUGGCUGAGGGAAAAACAGAGGGUAUACAGUAUACACAUACCAGGCCAUACUGUACAUAAUUUUGGAUACACCACCGGACUGUCAUUUUUGUGCUUAAUCAUUAGGCAUUACCUGUAUAUUAAAAGGAAAAAAAAUCAACGGAAUUGAUCAAUUGAGUGAUUCAUGGUAUUUUAGCACCAUGUUCUGAUUCAUGGUAUUUUAACAGUAUGUUCUUAUUCCUUUUUGGUCUUUCCCACCAGCAGUUAGAUCUGUCCAAUGGUUGUUUUCUGAGGUCUUUCCUAAGGAUUAUUGCCAUGCAUAAAAUAUUUGCCGAUGUUAUUUGACUGCUUUUGUGGUAUGACUGCUUUUUGUUGUUUCUA